GGUGAGAACAUUAACACUUGCAAGAACAAAACUCAGUCUUCAAAAUCUUCCUUCAUUAGUUGGAUCAGAGUAUUUCAUCUGGACUUCUUAAGUCUGAGUCAUUAAAAUGGCCAACUUUUUUGCUUUUUCUCUGUUUUGCUUGAUAGCUGGGGCUUAUAUGAUUCCAGAAUAUCUCACUAUGGAGAUUGUUGGAGGGAAAGAAGUGCCUCCACACUCCAGGCCCUUCAUGGCUUCCAUCCAGUCCGAAGGCAAUCACGUUUGUGGAGGGGUCCUGAUCCACCCAGAGUGGGUGCUGACAGCAGCGCACUGCAGCUUUUUGUUGGGCCAGUCUCCUACCGUGGUUUUAGGAGCACAUUCUCUCUCAAAGAAUGAGCCCUCCAAACAAAGGCUUGCAAUUAAAAAACUUGUACCAUUCUCAAGACCCAGAUCAAAUGACAUCAUGCUGAUAAAGCUUCACACGGCUGCAAAACUCAACAAGUAUGUCCAGCUGCUCCACCCAAGAUCCAAAAACUAUAUCAGAGAUGGAACCAAAUGCCAGGUUACUGGCUGGGGAGCCACCAACGCAGAUGUUUUAAACAACUCUGAUACCCUGCAAGAAGUCACUGUUACUGUCAUAAGUCGAAAACAUUGCAACAGCCAAAGUUAUUACAACCACAGACCUACUAUAACAAAAGACAUGAUAUGUGCAGGAGAUGCCAAAGGCCAGAAGGAUUCCUGCCAGGGUGACUCAGGUGGCCCUUUGGUCUGUAAAGGUGUCUUCCAUGCCAUAGUCUCUAGAGGUGAUAAAUGUGGUAUUGCUAAGAAGCCUGGAAUCUACACCCUGUUAACCAAGAAAUACCAGGAUUGGAUCAAAAGCAAUGUUGCCUCACCUCCUGCAUAGUAAGACUGCUAAUCAUUUCCUCGGAUCUGUCACUUUUUUGUUUCUUUUUUCUCCCAUAAUAUGCUCACCUUAUCUUCAGAUGUAGUUGGAUAUAGGUAAAGCAGAACACACUUGAUGCAAAUUGCUGGCCCUGAAGCCUCAUCAUGCCAAUGAACCUAACUUCUUUCCAUGUGUAUCACUCAUGUAUUUUUACCAUAUUGAUUUCAUUCUAAAUAAAAUUUAGAAGACUCUC
Molecule: messenger RNA, 1112 nt
Organism: Chinchilla lanigera (long-tailed chinchilla)
Lineage: Eukaryota; Metazoa; Chordata; Mammalia; Rodentia; Chinchillidae
Gene: Gzmk
Product: granzyme K (granzyme 3; tryptase II)
Exons: 5
Coding region: 107-880 (257 amino acids)
Biological process (GO): proteolysis
Molecular function (GO): serine-type endopeptidase activity
Source: RefSeq, a predicted model, not a curated record